ACUCCUCCUUCUGUAGUACAGCCCCCUCCCGCUCAGGAAGCCAACCCUGCCCAAGAGGAGGAGCUGCCCCCUCCCCAACUCCCCAUGGGAAAGAAAGUGGAGUCCCCUCUCCCUCAGGAAGCCAUCCCCCUCCAAGAAGAGCUGCCCCCUCACCAGGCCCCUGUUGAACAGAAGGAAAAAAAGCCUUUAAUGGAACAUAGCCCCCCAGAGCCUGAGUCUUGGAAUCCAGCCCUGCACUGCCAACAGGGCCGGUCCCCAGGGGGCUGGGGCCACCGGCUGGACGGCUUCCCCCCUGGGCGACCUUCUCCAGACAAUCUGGACCAGAUCUGCCUUCCUACUCGCCAGCAUGUGAUAUACGGCCCUUGGAACCUACCACAUUCUGGCUACUCCCACCUUACUCGCCAGGGUGAGACCCUCAAUUUAGUGGAGACUGGAUACUCCCGCUGCUGCCGCUGUCACAGCCAUGCACACCGCUUGGACUGUGCAAAACUUGUGUGGGAGAACGCAAUGAUCCGAUUCUGUGAGGCUGAGUUCUCGGUCAAGACCCGACCCCACUGGUGCUGCAACCGGCAGGGGGAGGCUCGGUUCUCCUGCUUCCAGGAGGAAGCUCCCCGGCCGCACUACCAGCUCCGGGCCUGCCCCAGCCACCAGCCUGGUAUUUCCUCGGGCCCCGAGAUGCCUUUCCCCCCUGGUGUACCCACUCUGGACAACAUCAAGAACAUCUGCCACCUAAGACGCUUCCGUUCUGUGCCACGCAACCUCCCAGCUACUGACCCCAUCCAAAGACAGCUGCAGGCAUUGAUCCGGCUAGAGGGGGAGUUCCAGCGCUGCUGCCGGCAGGGGAACAACCACACCUGUAUGUGGAAGGCUUGGGAGGAUGCCCUUGAUGGAUACUGUUAUCGGGAACAGUCUGUAAAGACCCACCACCACUCGUGUUGCCACUAUCCUCCUAGCCCUGCCCGUGAUGAGUGCUUUGCCCGUCGGGCUCCCUACCCCAACUAUGACCGAGACAUCUUGACCCUUGACCUCAGCCGAGUUACCCCCAACCUCAUGGGCCAUCUCUGUGGAAACGGAAGAGUUCUCACCAAGCAUAAACAGAUUCCUGGGCUAAUCCGGAACAUGACUGCCCACUGCUGUGACCUGCCAUUUCCAGAACAGGCCUGCUGUGCUGAAGAGGAGAAAUCAGCCUUCAUUGAGGACCUGUGUGGCCCCCGACGUAACUUCUGGCGAGACUCUGCUUUCUGCUGUAACCUGAGUCCUGGAGAUGACCAGACCAACUGCUUCAACACUUACUAUCUGAGGAAUGUGGCUCUAGUGGCUGGAGACACUGGGGAUGCCAAGGGCCAGGGGGAGCAAGGCCAACGCCGGGAAGAAAUAUCAGCCCCACCCCCUGAGCCCAAGGAAGAGUGAGUCACCCAGAGCCUCAGAGGAUCAGAUUGGGGGAACCCCACCCUCCUUGAACAUUCAUUACAGUAAACACCUCUUGGAUUUGC
This is a messenger RNA of Puma concolor (puma), 1493 nucleotides long. Lineage: Eukaryota; Metazoa; Chordata; Mammalia; Carnivora; Felidae. The record is from RefSeq and is a predicted model, not a curated record.